GUCUGGGGGAGGGGGCGCGGGGUGAUUCAGCGCCCGGCGAGGCGGAAGCGGCCGCAGGAGGAGGAGGAGGAGGAGGAGGAGGGGGAGAGGCCUGUCCGCGCCUGGGCGCCCGGGGUGGCACGAGCCCACGGCCUGAGUGCGAGGCGGAGACGAGGAGGCCGCGGGGACUGGAGGCGAGGCCGGCCGGGCCCCCGCAGCCAUGGAGAACGCGCACACAAAGACGGUGGAGGAGGUGCUGGGCCACUUCGGCGUCAACGAGAGCACGGGGCUGAGUCUGGAGCAGGUCAAGAAGCUCAAGGAGAGAUGGGGCUCCAACGAGUUACCGGCCGAAGAAGGAAAAACCUUGCUGGAACUUGUGAUCGAGCAGUUUGAAGACUUACUAGUUCGAAUAUUAUUGCUGGCAGCGUGUAUAUCUUUUGUUUUGGCUUGGUUUGAAGAAGGUGAAGAAACAAUUACAGCCUUUGUAGAACCCUUUGUAAUUUUACUUAUAUUAGUAGCCAAUGCAAUUGUGGGUGUAUGGCAGGAGAGAAAUGCUGAGAAUGCGAUCGAAGCACUUAAGGAAUAUGAGCCUGAAAUGGGCAAAGUAUAUCGACAGGACAGAAAGAGUGUCCAGCGGAUUAAAGCUAAAGACAUAGUUCCUGGUGAUAUUGUAGAAAUUGCUGUUGGUGACAAAGUUCCUGCUGAUAUAAGAUUAACAUCCAUCAAAUCUACGACUCUAAGAGUUGACCAGUCCAUUCUCACAGGUGAGUCUGUGUCUGUCAUCAAGCACACUGACCCGGUCCCAGACCCACGGGCUGUCAAUCAAGAUAAAAAGAAUAUGCUCUUUUCUGGUACAAACAUUGCUGCUGGCAAAGCCAUGGGAGUGGUAGUGGCAACUGGAGUGAACACAGAAAUUGGCAAGAUCCGGGAUGAAAUGGUAGCAACAGAGCAGGAGAGAACCCCACUCCAGCAGAAACUAGAUGAGUUUGGGGAACAGCUUUCCAAAGUCAUCUCCCUGAUUUGCAUCGCAGUCUGGAUCAUAAACAUUGGGCACUUCAAUGACCCAGUUCAUGGAGGCUCCUGGAUCAGAGGUGCUAUUUACUACUUCAAAAUUGCAGUGGCCCUGGCUGUGGCAGCCAUUCCUGAAGGUCUGCCUGCUGUCAUCACCACCUGCCUGGCUCUUGGAACUCGCAGAAUGGCUAAGAAAAAUGCCAUUGUUCGAAGCCUCCCUUCUGUGGAAACCCUAGGUUGUACUUCUGUUAUCUGCUCAGACAAGACUGGUACACUGACAACGAACCAGAUGUCUGUGUGCAGGAUGUUCAUUCUGGACAGAGUUGAAGGUGAUAGCUGCUCCCUUAAUGAGUUUACCAUUACUGGAUCAACAUACGCACCUAUUGGAGAAGUGCAUAAAGAUGAUAAACCAGUGAAAUGUCAUCAAUAUGAUGGUCUUGUGGAAUUGGCAACCAUCUGUGCUCUUUGUAAUGAUUCUGCAUUGGAUUACAAUGAGGCGAAGGGUGUGUAUGAAAAAGUUGGAGAAGCUACAGAGACUGCUCUCACAUGCCUAGUAGAGAAGAUGAAUGUAUUUGAUACCGAAUUGAAGGGUCUUUCUAAAAUAGAGCGAGCAAAUGCCUGCAACUCGGUCAUUAAGCAGUUGAUGAAAAAGGAAUUUACUUUGGAGUUUUCACGUGAUAGAAAAUCAAUGUCAGUUUAUUGUACACCAAACAAACCGAGCCGGACUUCGAUGAGCAAAAUGUUUGUGAAGGGGGCUCCUGAAGGUGUCAUUGACAGGUGCACCCACAUUCGAGUUGGAAGUACUAAAGUCCCUAUGACCCCAGGCGUCAAACAGAAGGUCAUGUCUGUCAUUCGGGAAUGGGGUAGCGGCAGCGACACACUGCGGUGCCUGGCCCUGGCCACCCACGACAACCCUCUGAGAAGAGAAGAAAUGAACCUUGAGGACUCUGCCAACUUUAUUAAAUAUGAGACCAAUCUGACUUUCGUUGGAUGCGUGGGCAUGCUGGAUCCUCCAAGGAUUGAAGUGGCCUCCUCUGUAAAGCUGUGCCGGCAAGCAGGCAUCCGAGUCAUUAUGAUCACAGGAGACAACAAGGGCACGGCGGUGGCCAUCUGUCGGCGCAUUGGCAUCUUUGGACAGGACGAAGAUGUGACGUCAAAGGCUUUUACAGGCCGGGAGUUUGAUGAGCUCAGUCCUUCAGCCCAGAGGGAUGCCUGCUUGAAUGCCCGCUGUUUUGCUCGAGUCGAACCUUCCCACAAGUCAAAAAUUGUAGAAUUCCUUCAGUCUUUUGAUGAGAUUACAGCCAUGACUGGGGAUGGUGUGAAUGAUGCUCCUGCCCUGAAGAAAUCGGAGAUCGGCAUUGCCAUGGGCUCGGGCACAGCAGUGGCUAAAACUGCCUCUGAAAUGGUCCUGGCAGAUGACAACUUCUCCACCAUCGUGGCUGCUGUCGAGGAGGGGCGGGCAAUCUACAACAAUAUGAAGCAGUUUAUCCGCUACCUCAUCUCCUCAAAUGUGGGGGAGGUUGUCUGUAUUUUCCUGACGGCAGCCCUUGGAUUCCCUGAGGCUUUAAUUCCUGUCCAGCUGCUCUGGGUCAAUCUGGUGACAGACGGCCUGCCUGCCACUGCCCUGGGGUUUAACCCUCCUGAUCUAGACAUCAUGAACAAACCACCCCGGAACCCGAAGGAACCUCUGAUCAGUGGAUGGCUCUUUUUCCGUUACCUGGCCAUUGGCUGUUAUGUUGGCGCUGCUACCGUGGGUGCUGCUGCAUGGUGGUUCAUUGCUGCCGACGGAGGACCAAGAGUGUCCUUCUACCAGCUGAGCCACUUCCUACAGUGUAAAGAUGACAACCCGGACUUUGAAGGAGUGGAUUGUGCAAUCUUUGAAUCCCCGUACCCGAUGACAAUGGCGCUGUCUGUUCUAGUAACCAUAGAGAUGUGUAAUGCCCUCAACAGCUUGUCCGAAAACCAGUCCCUGCUGAGGAUGCCCCCCUGGGAGAACAUCUGGCUGGUGGGCUCUAUCUGCCUGUCCAUGUCCCUCCACUUCCUCAUCCUUUACGUGGAACCUUUGCCACUUAUUUUCCAGAUCACACCGUUGAAUUUGACCCAGUGGCUAAUGGUGCUGAAAAUCUCCUUGCCUGUGAUUCUAAUGGAUGAGACACUCAAGUUUGUGGCCCGCAACUACCUGGAACCUGCAAUACUGGAGUAACUGCUUCCUAAACCAUUUUGCAGAAAUAUAAGGGUGUUCGGUUGCGUGCAUGUGCGUUUUUAGCAACACAUCUACCAGCCCUCUGCAUGAUUGAUGUUGGGGGAAAAAGAAAAGUAGAAAAAAAGUCCCCAACUCAUUGUGUGUUAUGUGGAGGAAACGUGUAUUACCAACGGGUUUAGCUUUUAAAUCAAAAUAAUAAUUACAAAUGUACAACUUAGCUUAAUGAAUCAGAAAGCCUCUCCAGAGAACUUUGGUUUCUUUGCUGCAAGAAGAAUGAGGUUCCAAAACCUUAUCUAAGAACUUAGAAGCCAUCAGCCAAGUCUCCGUGUUUCUCUGUGCAAAAUGUCAUAGUUUAUAUAAAUGUACAAUAUUCAAUUGUAAUGCAUGCCUUUGGUUGUAAGUAGCCAGAUUUCUCUAUGGUGUCAUUUAAACAUGCUACUUUUUAAUUGGCCCUGUACAGUUUGCUUAUUUAUAAAUUUAUUGAAAACACUACAGGUGUUGAAAGGUUAGAAUGUAGGCCUCCAGUUCAUAACUUCAGUUAUUUUUUUUGAGUGUGCAAACAGCUAUUUUGCACUGUAUUAAAUGUAACUUAUUUAAUGAAAUCAGAAGCAGUAGACAGAUGUUGGUGCAAUACGAUAUUGUGAUGCAUUUAUCUUAAUAAAAUGCUAAACGUCAGUUUAUCACAAGCAUGUUUGACUUUAGACUGUAAAUAGAGAUCAGUUGUCUAUUUCUGUGCUGGUAACAAGCAUUGCACAGACAUGGUUUCAGGUAAAUAAAUCUAUUCUACGAUAA
Molecule: messenger RNA, 3985 nt
Organism: Canis lupus familiaris (dog)
Lineage: Eukaryota; Metazoa; Chordata; Mammalia; Carnivora; Canidae
Gene: ATP2A2
Product: ATPase sarcoplasmic/endoplasmic reticulum Ca2+ transporting 2
Biological process (GO): intracellular calcium ion homeostasis; regulation of cardiac muscle contraction by calcium ion signaling; calcium ion transmembrane transport
Cellular component (GO): membrane
Molecular function (GO): ATP binding; P-type calcium transporter activity involved in regulation of cardiac muscle cell membrane potential; ATP hydrolysis activity
Source: RefSeq, marked provisional